CUAGAAAUAUUUAUGUUUUCAUUAGGGAAUGAGCAAAGUGUUCCUAAUCUAUUGAUUAUCACUUUCGGUUCCUCCAAUUACUCAAUAAUUCAUCCAAUGCAAACCAAGGCUCUCAAACAUAGGAUGCAUCAGAUGGUACGUCACAUUUCAUAAAAUAUUUCAUCCCUUUACCCUGGAGGAGAAAUAAUUAGUGCCAAGUAUUUGUUCACUUAAUUGAUAUAUUUUAGCUGCAUUUCUGCUAUUCAGCUAGUUCAAACAUGAUGUGACCCUUUGACAAAUUGGGGUCGAUUGGGGCUUUUAUUUCACAUUCCAGAAUUUCUAAUAUAUUGGAUGCUCUCAGCUAAUUGAUCCAUUUGUACUAAUAUUGUGAUAAUAACUUGUAAUCAUUCAUAUUAAUAAUUGUUCAUAUUAUUUUGUAUUUGUAAUGCAGUCAAAAUCGUUACUUCCCAAGCAGCUGAGCAGAUUCAAGAAGAUCUGAAUCUGUCAGCAUUUUGUUCACUUGUUCACUUGAAAAGUUUGAACCCCAUCACUCACGGUAUGGGGCGGGCUAUGGUACGGGCAACGAAUUCAGGGUACGGGGUACGUAUGUACAUACCAAUGAUCUCUAAUUUAGCCACUGAAUUGUACCCUAACAAUUUAGCACGCCCCAAUGACCAAUCGCUCCAUCUUGCAAUCGAGCAUGUGUCAGAUUUGCGUUAAUGCACAAGUGGUCGUCGGUCGAUGAUGUGUAUGUGCGAAUCGAAGUGCAGAGUUAUUUAUUCUGUUCCAGACGAUUAGCUCAUAGCCUAGCGGUUGUCAUCACAUUAUGUGAGUCAUAUAGUUAUUUAAAUAUUUCUUCAUUCCAUAGGGAACUUACGUUGAUUUCUGCAUGUUACAUUUCGUCCGUUCGUCAGAAGACAACCAUCAAAUUUAAUCAACAAUUGCAGGUCGUACGAAAUGGGGCAACUGCAAGGGUUGAUAUCGAGUGGAAGAGUUGAAUUCGACGAAAACAGUGAAAAUGGUUUGGUGAUAAACGACAAAUAUAUUCCAGAGGAAGUGUUGAAUCAGAUAUUACUGUACACGGACUCCAAGACCUUAUUGAAUUGUCAGCUGGUUUGUAAGCGUUGGCAUUCGUCGCUUCAAACUUAUGUAUGGAAAAAAAAAGCCGAGGCAGUGAUAGGGAGGCUAUUACAGUUUGACACACAGAUGCCAUGGUUUUUUUACUACGUUAUAUGUUCAAAAAAAUCUAUGGAAAAAAAUUUAAUCAAGAAUCAUUCUGGAAAAGAUGGAUUGAAGAAACAUUGGAGGAUACGGAGCGAGGGAGGAGAUCUAUGGAAAAUUGAAUGUCCUCCACUGGGUGCCCCGGUUAUGCCACUUUCAGAUCCAGUCUUUGAAGGUAAACAAUAUUGCUUUGUAACCUCGUAUGGUAGCUGCAGCAAAGAACAAACUGUCGACCUAAUUGCUGAAGGGAUGCUACCACAAAUACUGGAUAAUAUUCAACCGCCGAUCACAAUAAGCGAGUGGUACUGCUGCCGAUGGGAUUGUCCGGCAAUAUAUGAAUGUUCAGCAAAAUUAAUCGACAAAGAUGCAAAAGUCUUAGAUACCUUUGCAUUCCGUGAUUCUCUUGAGGAAGAAAAACAAAAUAUUUGGCUUCAUGUGGAACACGAGUUUACCAAUUAUGGACCUGGUCUGAGGAAGGUGGUUUUUUAUCACGGAGGUAUGGACAGAAGCUUUUGGGCUGGCCAUUAUGGUAGUAAAAUGGCUGGUGCCUGCGUCAAAGUAAAUUUACCAAAAUCUUAUAAACCAACUAAAAAACCGUCCGUUCCGUUGCUGGGUCAAUCUUCUACACAUGUCCUUAAUGCCGAAUCUGCAGAAUCUCUUGAAAAUGAUCAUUAGCGUUCCAUUUUGUUUUUCUCUAGGCACAGUCCUGAAGCAGCGGGAAUCUGCUGAUUGUUAAUAAAUUGUACAAAACAAAUUAUAUAUAAUGAUGUUAAAUAGUGCGCGUGUAAAUGUGUUUUAACGACGAGUGUCAAUUUAUCUGGGGAACAACAAUCAAUUUGGGAGUCCCAGGUUGAGAAAGUGAUAAGGAGUGCAAACUUAGUGGUAGGAAAGGUUGGCUUGUAGUAUCGCCCUAGCGAGCUUUAAUUGUCAAGUAUAACAUCAUAGUAAUAAAGUUUUUUAUUGAUUUUUCGAAAAGUUA
Messenger RNA from Athalia rosae (coleseed sawfly), 2179 nucleotides. Its product is annotated as F-box only protein 6-like. NCBI's taxonomy places the organism in Eukaryota, Metazoa, Arthropoda, Insecta, Hymenoptera, Athaliidae. The transcript is spliced from 4 exons. The coding region runs from base 937 to 1875 and encodes 312 amino acids. Gene Ontology annotation, cellular component: cytoplasm; SCF ubiquitin ligase complex. Gene Ontology annotation, molecular function: ubiquitin protein ligase activity; protein binding. The record is from RefSeq and is a predicted model, not a curated record. Gene Ontology annotation, biological process: SCF-dependent proteasomal ubiquitin-dependent protein catabolic process; glycoprotein catabolic process.